AUGGCGACGACACCUUCCCCGUUCCUUGACCCGGGGACUUGCGCGACAGCAGAUAAUCUCGGUAUAUUGCAAUUGCGCCGCGAUCAACUUAUUCCUGCCGUCUUGAGACCCGAGGCCGAUUCCGACUAUCCUGAAGGCAAGGUUGAGAACACGCGAUUCGGUUCUUUCCCACAUAGUACACUCGUCGGUCAGCCCUGGGGUACGCAAAUCCUUGCGUCACUCGUUGACACCGGGUCGCGCGGAAAGAACAAGAAGCGCAAGAGAGACACCAAAGAUGAAGGAGAGGGCACACCAGUCGCCGAGCCGGAUGCGGCGAAGAAGGACAUCGUAAAGGCUGCCGCAGCGAGUAGUGGUUUUGCGCAUCUCAUACCACCUACGCCAGAAAUGUGGACGAUUUCGUUACCGCACCGCACCCAAGUCGUAUACACGCCCGACUAUAGUUACAUCUUGCAGAGACUGCGCGCAAGACCGGGCGAUCACAUAAUCGAGGCCGGCGCAGGCAGCGGAAGCUUUACGCAUGCAUCGGUACGAGCCGUCUACAAUGGCUACCCGGGGACACAAGCUACAGAGCCCGAGACAAACGGCGACGAGGAGAAUGCAGUGGGUACAUCCAAGAAGAGGAAGCGCAAGACACGGACUGGCGGCGUAUACAGCUUUGAGUACCACCAACCGCGCGCAGAGCAGCUACAGCUCGAGAUCAAGGAUCAUGGUCUGGAUCCUCUGGUCACAGUAACACAUCGCGACGUAUACAACGACGGUUUCAAUCUCGAAGAUUCGACAGGCCCAGACGCCGACUGCGUAUUCCUCGAUCUGCCAGCGCCAUGGCACGCCCUCAAGCACCUCACGCGCUCCCCUCCCUCCUCCGCCGCAUUGAAGUCCGUCGCUUCAGACCCAUCCACGCCAGACGAACCCGCAACCGACGCCGCACCGCCGACUACUUCCUCCUCGAAACCCUUCCGCAGCCCCCUCAACCCGCGCAACGCAGUCCGUAUCUGCACGUUCUCGCCCUGCAUCGAACAAGUCACAAAGACCGUCUCAGCCCUCCGCACACUCGGCUGGGUGGAAAUAGACAUGGUAGAGAUCAACGCAAAGCGCCUCGAUGUACGUCGUGAGCGCGUCGGAUUACAAGAAGAAGGUGUUCGUGGUGGUAACGCGCAUCCCGCAAACGUCCAGGAAGCGGUACAAAGACUCAGGGACGUGGAAGGCCGUGCGGCAGUAUUCCACAGCAUGCAGCGCGAGAAGCAGGAAGAGGUCAUGCGAAAGGCUGAGGCGCGGAAACGCGGGGAGAAUGUGGAUAAAGACGGUAUGGGCCAGGGCAAGAAGAAGAAGAUGGAAGGCGUACCGCCGAGCAAGCAUGACAGGCUUGCUCAGUCGAAGAAGGACAUGGAGAGCCGGACACUGUUCAAGGAGGGCAGGCUGGUGCACAGGACUGAGCCGGAACUUAAGACGCAUACCUCAUAUCUUGUCUUCGCCGUACUACCACGGGAGUGGACCAAGGAAGACGAGGAGAAAGCGAAGAGGAAGUGGGGUUGA
Molecule: messenger RNA, 1533 nt
Organism: Alternaria novae-zelandiae
Lineage: Eukaryota; Fungi; Ascomycota; Dothideomycetes; Pleosporales; Pleosporaceae
Exons: 1
Coding region: 1-1533 (510 amino acids)
Biological process (GO): tRNA methylation
Cellular component (GO): nucleus; tRNA (m1A) methyltransferase complex
Source: RefSeq, a predicted model, not a curated record